CUUUCAACACCGAGCGUCUGCGAUACAACCGCGGCACAACCAUUUCUCACCUGUUUUGGUCUGUUAAAACAGGUACGCUGGAAUAUUCAGAGACCCUCUCCGACAUGUCCUAUGUCUUCAUCAGUGAUACCUCACAGACUAACGUGCCAUUACUCCAGGCGUGCAUUGAUGGGGACCUGCCAUUUGCCAGGCGCCUUCUUGAGACAGGCUGUGACCCUAAUAUCCGGGACAGCCGGGGUCGCACUGGCCUCCACCUAGCAGCAGCACGAGGCAAUGUGGACAUCUGUUGCUUCUUACACAAGUUUGGGGCAGAUUUGCUAGCCACUGAUUAUCAAGGCAACACCGCUCUGCACCUGUGUGGACAUGUUGAUACCAUUCAGUUUCUUGUUUCCAAUGGUCUCAAGAUAGACAUUUGCAGUAAUCAUAAUGGGUCAACUCCUCUGGUGCUGGCCAAGAGGAGAGGGGUAAAUAAAGAUGCUAUUCGGCUACUGGAGGGCCUGGAAGAGCAGGAGGUGAAGGGUUUUAACAGAGGCUCCCAUUCCAAACUAGAAACCAUGCAAAUGGCAGAGAAUGAGAGUGCAAUGGAGAGCCAUUCACUAUUGAACCCCAACCUGCAGAACAGUGAGAGUGUGCUGUCCAGCUUCCGCACCACCUGGCAGGAGUUUGUGGAGGAUCUGGGUUUCUGGAGGGUUCUGCUUCUUUUAGUGGUCAUUGCCUUGCUCUCUCUUGGUAUUGCUUACUAUGUGAGUGGGGUACUACCCUUCUCUGCUAGCCAGCUGGAGCUGGUCCAUUAAGAGCCCUGUUAACAUUUGGUUUUUUAUCUAAUCUUGGAUCAGUUGUGUUUAAAAUGAUUAAUAAUUUCCUUGUUUUAUUGUCAUUAAUUUAUUAUAAAUUCCUUUGGAGUAAUUGUUGAGAUUAACAGUACAUUGAACUAAAAUGAUCUGACAGAGACUACUGUUUUUCUAAAAGUUUUAAAAGAAUGUUGCAAGAUAAA
Molecule: messenger RNA, 994 nt
Organism: Trichomycterus rosablanca
Lineage: Eukaryota; Metazoa; Chordata; Actinopteri; Siluriformes; Trichomycteridae
Gene: ankrd46b
Product: ankyrin repeat domain 46b
Exons: 4
Coding region: 105-794 (229 amino acids)
Cellular component (GO): nucleus
Molecular function (GO): protein binding
Source: RefSeq, a predicted model, not a curated record